GGUCGGUUGGUCUCAGUCGAGUCGUUGCCUUCACCUGACGCAGACGUCCCCUCACCUGCGCCCUGUCUUCGCGCCGCUUCGCUCUAGUCAGCUGCUGCUCACCGCCCGCCUGCAGGAUGGCCCAUAAGCAGAUCUACUAUUCGGACAAGUACUUCGAUGAACACUACGAAUACCGACAUGUCAUGUUACCCAGAGAACUUUCCAAACAAGUACCCAAAACCCAUCUGAUGUCUGAAGAGGAGUGGAGGAGACUUGGUGUCCAACAGAGUCUAGGCUGGGUUCAUUACAUGAUUCAUGAACCAGAACCACACAUCCUUCUCUUUAGACGGCCUCUUCCAAAAGAUCAACAAAAAUGAAGCUUUAUCUGGGGAUCAUC
Messenger RNA from Budorcas taxicolor (takin), 376 nucleotides. It is a transcript of the gene CKS2, whose product is annotated as CDC28 protein kinase regulatory subunit 2. Gene Ontology annotation, biological process: regulation of mitotic cell cycle. The transcript has 3 exons. The record is from RefSeq and is a predicted model, not a curated record. Gene Ontology annotation, molecular function: cyclin-dependent protein serine/threonine kinase activator activity; protein kinase binding; histone binding. The coding region runs from base 117 to 356 and encodes 79 amino acids. Gene Ontology annotation, cellular component: cyclin-dependent protein kinase holoenzyme complex; SCF ubiquitin ligase complex. NCBI's taxonomy places the organism in Eukaryota, Metazoa, Chordata, Mammalia, Artiodactyla, Bovidae.